AUGUUCAGGAAAAUUGGUUUAAUGCCAAUCAAUUUUGCCAUGAGUAUUUUGGUGGCAGAAAACCCAUAUCGUUUUGGCCACUGGAUAGGAGGUAAAAAGUCGAUCGUUGGCAAGAAUUCUGUUUGGGGCUGGGUUGACCAAAAGCAACAUAUGCAUUACAAAGUUACUUUCGACACGGUCGUGAGUGACGACGGAAAGAAGUUUUUUGCUGUGAAAAAUCGUCUGGUAAAUUGGUUUGGUGCCAAUAAACUAUGCCAUGAGAUUUUUGGCAGUAGAUUAGCAUCGAUUACAAAUCGAUUGCAAAAUGACGCUUUAGCUGAUUAUAUGAGAGGAUAUGGUGAUGUUCGUUUCUGGAUUGGUGCAAAUAAGUUGGUCGACGAUACUAAAUUUGUUUGGUACUUGAUUGACCAGAAGCAGAUGAAUUAUCAAUAUUGGAUGCCAGGAGAGCCUAAUAAUAAUGGCAAUGAAAUGUGUGUCGAAUUUGUUUACGACAUCAGAAAAAUCGUGCAAGUCGAAGCGGUGGAGGGUCACUCUGUGUCAUUGCCUUGUAGCGUGACGCCUCCUAAUCAUGACAAAGUAUACAUGGUCUUUUGGUUCCAAGAUGAUGCUGGAAUUCCAUUAUACAGCUUCGACGUCCGUGGCAAACCCCUGUCGGCUGCACGUCACUGGUCAGCCCCCGAAGUGUUCGGUUCAAGGGCCCAUUUUAGGGCCGACGGUGAACCGGCCAGGUUGGAACUUCAGGACGCCCGAAGGCACGACGCAGGCGUCUAUAGGUGUCGUGUCGACUAUAGACACACACAAACUAGAAGCCUUAGAUACAACUUAACUGUCAUAGUUCCUCCUGAAAUACCAGCGGUUCUCGAUCGGUGGGGACGACAAUUGAAUGGAACCCAAUUGGGUCCUCACGAGGAAGGAGAUGACGUCAUGUUGACUUGCAGAGUAGUCGGAGGGCGUCCUCCACCAACAGUAAGUUGGUUAGUAAAUGGUCUUUUAGUCGAUGGCCAGGCCGAGCAGACGAGUGGUGACGUCAUAGAGAAUCGCCUGAUGUGGCCCACACUGGCCAGGGCCGAUUUAGGGGCCCUUGUUACGUGUCAGGCUAUAAAUACGCAGCUGAUUGAACCCAGAGAGACAUCUUUUGUUUUGGAUAUGCAUUUAAGACCCCUAACAGCAACAAUAAUCCAACCAUCGGAAUCAUUGGUGGCCGACAGAAGGUACGAGGUCAUUUGCGAAUCCGUGGGCUCUAGACCUCCGGCUAUAAUAACCUGGUACAAGGGAAAAAGACAAUUGCGAAGAACGAAGGAUGAAUCUCACGAAAACCGAACAGUAAGUUCCUUGAGCUUCGUACCGAGCACUGAGGAUGACGGAAAAGAAAUUACGUGUCGUGCUGAAAAUCCAAAUGUUACAGGAAUGUUUAAGGAGACUGUAUGGACUUUAGAUGUAGUCUAUCCCCCAAUCGUGACCCUACGUCUAGGAAGUACCCUAAGUGCCGACGACAUUAAAGAAGGUGACGAUGUCUACUUCGAGUGCCACGUCAGCUCCAAUCCGCCUUGGAGGAGACUUUUGUGGAUGCACGAUGGUGCUGUUUUAUCCCACAACACAUCAGGCCGAGUCUUCAGAUCAAACCAAAGUCUGGUUUUGCAACAUGUAACGAGGCAAAGUGCGGGAAAGUACGCCUGUUCUGCAAUAAACAGCGAAGGCGAGACGAUUUCCAACGAGUUGGACUUUCGAGUAAAAUAUGCUCCAGUUUGCCAAACCGAUCAAGUCUCAAUAGUAGGCGCCGGUCGUGGCGAAGAAGUUUUGGUUUUGUGCUCGGUUCAAGCCGAUCCCGGAGCCAAGGCUUUCCGGUGGCAAUUCAAUAAUUCCGGUGAAACCUUGCCCGUCGAUUCCGGAAGAUUUUCGACGAAUGGUACAACCAGUACCUUAAGGUACACACCUGUCAGCGACCAGGAUUAUGGGUCUCUGAGCUGUUGGGCUAUCAAUGAAGUUGGGGUACAGAUUGUGCCUUGCAUGUUCCAGAUCGUGUUUGCAGGAAUACCUACGUCUCCAAAAAACUGUUCCCUAUUCAACCAGACUGCUGAUUCAGCAGAAAUCGAAUGCGAAUCGGGUUACGAUGGAGGACUGCCUCAGCAUUUUUUGUUGGAAAUAUUUUCCGGACAGUCGAGAAAACCGAGGUAUAAUCAAACGAAUUUAGACACUCCUGAUUUUUACCUGUACGCCCUAGAGCAAGAUAUAAAAUUGAAAAUAAUGAUUUUUGCGAUCAAUGCAAAGGGGAGGUCUCCACCGUUUAUUAUCGAUGAAGUGAUGUUUACGGAUUCUGACCAAUAUAUGGCGAGCGCUUUCGCCAUCUCUCUCUCGCCCUUAUUAGGAGCAGGUUUGGGGGUAGUUCUGACACUGUCCUUAGCCCUUCUGGUGCUCUUGUACAAACUCAAAAGGGAUUCGACUAGGGACAAACUUUGGAUUCCGGCGGGAAAGGACGCUCCGGUGCUCACGAACGAAGACGAUCCGGAUCCGGACGUUAUUCCGGCGAAACACGAGCUAAAUGGUCUUCAAGAAGACUCCGAUAGCGAAUUCGCCAAACCGGUGUUACGAUCCGGCCCUGGAAGGCCCCAUCAUUGGAAAUCUAACAGAAAUUCCAGGACAGAGUAUGGUGACUCCACCGGUGGAGCCUGGGACACCCGGCCCAAGGACCUGUUGCUGCCUAAAAAAUUGACAUCAGGCGGCAGCGAUAUCGACCUCAACACGCAGACGAUAACGGAUCGUCUGAUGGCCAGCAGGGUGCCCGAGAGUUGUGUUUAG
This is a messenger RNA of Ctenocephalides felis (cat flea), 2796 nucleotides long. Its product is annotated as hemicentin-1-like. The record is from RefSeq and is a predicted model, not a curated record. Lineage: Eukaryota; Metazoa; Arthropoda; Insecta; Siphonaptera; Pulicidae. Gene Ontology annotation, molecular function: protein binding. The transcript has 20 exons. Bases 1 to 2796 code for a protein of 931 amino acids.